Molecule: messenger RNA, 1419 nt
Organism: Myotis brandtii (Brandt's bat)
Lineage: Eukaryota; Metazoa; Chordata; Mammalia; Chiroptera; Vespertilionidae
Gene: CCNA2
Product: cyclin A2
Exons: 8
Coding region: 1-1140 (379 amino acids)
Biological process (GO): regulation of cyclin-dependent protein serine/threonine kinase activity; mitotic cell cycle phase transition
Cellular component (GO): cyclin A2-CDK2 complex; cytoplasm; nucleus
Molecular function (GO): cyclin-dependent protein serine/threonine kinase regulator activity
Source: RefSeq, a predicted model, not a curated record
AUGGUAGAUGACAGUCUGCCACCGCAGCGGGAGCGUGUUAAACAUCAUUUAACCCUGGCUGCACCUCUGAAGGAUCUUCCUGUCAAUGAUGAGCGUGUCAUUGUCCCUCCCUGGAAGGCAAACAGCAAGCAGCCUGCCUUCACCAUCCAUGUGGAUGAGCCGGAAGAGACUCAGAAGAGCCCAGGCGAAUCUAAAGAAACAGAAUGCGAAGAUGUGCUGGCCUUUAAUUCAGCUAUUGCUUUACCUGAACCCAGAAAACCACUGGUACCUCUUGAUUAUCCAAUGGAAGAUAGUUUGGAGUCACCACACGCUAUGGACAUGUCAAUUGUGUUGGAAGAGGAAAAGCCAGUGAGUGUUACUGAAGUCCCAGACUACCACGAGGACAUUCACACAUACCUCAGGGAGAUGGAGAUUAAAUGUAAGCCCAAAGCGGGCUACAUGAAGAAGCAGCCGGACAUCAACAACAGCAUGAGGGCUAUCCUCGUGGACUGGCUAGUGGAAGUAGGAGAAGAGUAUAAACUACAGAAUGAGACCCUGCACUUGGCUGUGAACUACAUCGACAGGUUCCUUUCCUCCAUGUCUGUGCUGAGAGGAAAACUUCAGCUGGUGGGCACUGCUGCUAUGCUGUUAGCCUCAAAGUUUGAAGAAAUAUACCCCCCAGAGGUAGCAGAGUUUGUGUACAUUACAGAUGAUACCUACACCAAGAAACAAGUUCUGCGAAUGGAGCACCUCGUUCUGAAAGUCCUUUCUUUUGACUUAGCGGCACCAACUGUCAAUCAGUUCCUCACCCAGUACUUUCUGCACCAGCAGCCUUCCAACUGCAAGGUUGAAAGUUUAGCGAUGUUUCUGGGAGAGUUAAGUUUGAUAGAUGCUGACCCCUACCUUAAGUAUUUGCCAUCAGUGAUUGCCGGAGCGGCCUUUCAUCUAGCACUCUACACAGUCACAGGACAAAGCUGGCCUGAAUCCUUGGCACAGAAGACGGGCUACACCCUGGAGAGUCUGAAGCCCUGUCUCCUGGACCUGCACCAGACCUACCUCAGAGCGCCGCAGCACGCGCAGCAGUCCAUCCGAGAAAAGUACAAGCAUUCCAAGUAUCAUGGUGUUUCUCUCCUCAUUCCACCAGAGACACUACAUGUGUAACAGUGAAAGACUGACUUUGUUUUCUAAGAGUUAAAUCAACGUAUAUGUGUACAGUUUUUAAAGUUUUAAUUUUACAAUCAUUUCUGAAUACAGAAGUUAUGGUCAAGUACAAAUUAUGGUCUCUAUUCCUUUUUAAUGGUUUUAAUUUGUAUAUCUUUUGUACAUGUACUAGCGUAUCUUAGAUAUGUGGCUGAUUAUGAGUGGUUUUGUUAAAGUAUUAAUGAUGCCAGCUGUCAGGAUAAUAAGAAUAAGAAUUAAUAAACUGAUCUGGAAAACUUA